This is a messenger RNA of Fusarium fujikuroi IMI 58289, 855 nucleotides long. RefSeq lists its product as uncharacterized. The transcript has 3 exons. Gene Ontology annotation, molecular function: phosphoric diester hydrolase activity. Gene Ontology annotation, biological process: lipid metabolic process. Bases 1 to 855 code for a protein of 284 amino acids. The record is from RefSeq and is a predicted model, not a curated record. Lineage: Eukaryota; Fungi; Ascomycota; Sordariomycetes; Hypocreales; Nectriaceae.
AUGCGAUUUUCAUUGAUAUUAGCGUUUGCUACGGCAGCUUUAGCAGCGUGCAAUGGUCAUGAUGAGCUCUGCGGGCGAAAAUAUUCGGACAUCACUUUCAUUGGGACGCACAACAGCGCUUUUGUUGGAGAGCUUCCAAUUAACAACCAAUACAUCUCAGUCUCAGAACAACUCAAUUUAGGCGUACGGUUCUUGCAGGCUCAGACACAAGACAAGGAUGGCAAUAUACAGAUGUGCCACACUCACUGCUGGCAACUGGACGCUGGACCAUUGCAUAACUAUCUAGAAGAGAUAUCAGAAUGGCUCGGGAAGAACCCAGAUGAGGUUGUGACGAUACUACUGACGAACGUCGAUGCCCUGCCGAUUGAAAAGUUCGACGAAGCUUUCAGUUGUGCAGGGUUAAAAGACCUUGUCUUUCGUCCUAAGAAGAGGCUUUCUCAAGACGAGUGGCCAACUCUGCAAGAGCUACUUGAUGAUGGAACUCGGCUUAUUGUAUUCAUGGAUUUCAACAUGGAUGUGAGCAAAGUUGACUACAUACUUGAUGAGUUCCACUAUUUCUGGGAGACUCCAUUCGGUGAAACCGACUCCUCGUUUCCAACCUGCAAGGUUGACCGCCCGGAGAAGGGGGAUCCAACUGUACUCAUGGGGAUUAUGAACCAUAUGUUGAACUACGACAUCAUGGGUGUCGUCGUCCCAAAGCAGGCCAAUGCAGAGAAGACGAAUUCAGAGUAUUCUAUCCAAAAACAGGUAUACCUUUGCGAGAGCAGCUGGGGCAGGCGACCGAAUGUCGUUCUUUUGGACUGGGUUAACGUUGGAGAGGCAAUGGACGCCCAGAUAUCUCUGAAUGGUUUAUGA